AUGAGGACUAGCGUCAUGCUUGCAGCCAUCACCCCCACCUUCCUAACAACUCUCUGCCACCAAACCAUGGGCCGCCUAUUUCCCAUCAACGAGGACCGUCUCUCUUUCUUCGGGCAACGAACAGCAAAAGACGACCCACAGGACCGGGUCUACUCAUGCCCCGCAGGCCCUGCCCGAUCGACGACCGAACGCACCCGCUUCGGCACCCUCGGGUGCACGGUCUACGGCUACCCCUCCACCGGCGGCGUUCUCAUCAAAGAAGCCGACCUCCUUGACAUGCUUUUCCUGUCGCUCCCGCGCUCUCAUGUCUCGCAGCGCUCACCCAGUGCUGAGGAAGAAGACCGUUCUGACUGGCUCGAAGUACAGAUGGGAUUGAGGCAGAUGACGGAGGAAGAAGAGAAGGUGAUCGUGUACGGUUGGCCAGCGGAUGGAGUGGGGGUGUGGGUGUUGCGGUUCGCGAGUGCCAACGAACUGCCGGACGACUUUGGGAGGAUGAAUUUGGCGAUGAAUAUGGAGGAGAAGAUACAGAUUAUGAAGGAGUAUGGCGCUACGUUUGUUGAGGAUGUCACGCAGGUGGAGGAACUCAACAUGGUUUGAGGUUCUUCUUGUUCUUGGAAUGGGUACGGUGCAGAGGGAUGGCAUGCAGCUUUUGUCCUUUCUACCUUUUUCUUCAAAAAUUGAGAUUUGAAAUGAGAUCUUGUAGAUCAAGUGGUUUUGGGGCAGGAGAUAGCUGCAUGACUGCUUCCGGACCUCGUGGACAGUUUGCCACACCAUUAGGAGUUGGGUCAUGGGGUCUGGGUUUGAGGAAGGAUCGCGCUCUUAUUAUUGGGUUUCUGUGUACUGUGGUUGAACCUGAUUAAAUCCACAAUCUUCUCUGCUUAUACUUAUAAUCUCU
Aspergillus aculeatinus CBS 121060 is the source of this 895-nucleotide messenger RNA. RefSeq lists its product as uncharacterized. NCBI's taxonomy places the organism in Eukaryota, Fungi, Ascomycota, Eurotiomycetes, Eurotiales, Aspergillaceae. Bases 1 to 597 code for a protein of 198 amino acids. The record is from RefSeq and is a predicted model, not a curated record. The transcript has 2 exons.